Messenger RNA from Lampris incognitus (smalleye Pacific opah), 2881 nucleotides. RefSeq names its product sushi domain-containing protein 2-like. The transcript has 19 exons. Lineage: Eukaryota; Metazoa; Chordata; Actinopteri; Lampriformes; Lampridae. The coding region runs from base 1 to 2784 and encodes 927 amino acids. The record is from RefSeq and is a predicted model, not a curated record.
AUGCUGGGGGGUAUCAGUAGCAGCGGGCAGCAGGCAUUCCCCCAGUGCUGGUCCUCCUGGCCUCUGGGGGUGACCAGUGGUGGUGGGCAGCAGGCGUUCCCCAGUGCUGGUCCUACUGGCCUCAAGGGGGCAGUCAGUGGCAACAGGCGCUCCCUAGUGAUGGUUCUCCUGGCUUCUAGGGGGCUGUCGUCCUCCUGGGGUGGCGGCCUAGUAGCUGUGGGCAGCAGGCGUUCCCUGGUGCUAGUCCUCCUGGGGGUGGUGGAGCCCCUGCGCACUGGAGCCAUCAGGGUGGGCUUUCAAGACGGGCGAAUGUACUGGAUGCGCACAGAACUGCUGAUAGUUAGAGCAACCGGUCACUACAACAUGAUAUUCCUGAAAAGGCAGACUUGUGCAGGGAACUGUGGAUCAAAACUAGAAACAUGUUCUUGCCACCCAACUUGCAUCUCUCUUAAAAACUGCUGUUCAAACUAUAGGGAGUAUUGUGUGGAAAUCUCUCCAUAUUCUGGAUCAAUUUUUGGCGGUACAGAUUUUGUUGUUGUGGACGCAAGUUUCAAUCAGAGUUCUCAAAUUGUAUGCAGGUUCAAUGAUGACAUCAGGACUGUGGGAUAUGUGGAUGAGAGUGGCAGAGCCCAUUGUAUCUCUCCCUUACUGUAUGAAACAGGAUGGGUUCCUCUCCAGAUAUCUUCAGAUAAUGGCACAACAUUUAGCAGAACUGGAGAAUGGCUGUCAGUGCAUACUGGCAAGUUAGAUCCUCAAUUUAAGGCAACUUUAUUGAAUGCAACAAAAUGGCAGUAUUAUGGCACACCUAAUGUUGGAGGCUCCCUUGAAAUGACGUGGAACACCUCUUUAAUAAGAGCGACAAAGGUCAAUAUAGAGCUCUGGGGAUACAGGGAGUCAGGUGAAUCCUACACACAACACUGGCAGGCCAAGUGGGAAUAUCUUUACUCCCUUGCAAGGGAUCAGCUAAAUAAUGGCACAUUCAGUUUUUUGCCCAAACCAGCAGAGAAUGGGUUUUCAGAGUGGGAGCUUGGCUGUAUACGUAUCAGCUCCAGCACUUACCCUGAUGGCAUGUGGAAUGUACAAGCUGUGUGGAGUGAAGACCAUGCUCUCGCUUGGCACCUAGAGGAGCAGUUCAGGCAGGACUCAGCAGCUUGGGCUCUGGAGAAGUGCCAGGCAUGGGACCAACUGGAGAGUCGACUGCCUAAUUUCCUCAGUGAAGUCAUAGACUGUCCAUGCACUCUGUCCCAAGCAAGAGCAGACACAGGGAGGUUUCAUACUGAUUAUGGCUGUGACAUAGAAAAAGGGAGUGUGUGUACCUACCACCCAGGAAGUGUCCACUGUGUGAGGGCUAUACAUGCAAGCCCUAGGUAUGGGGCAGGGCAACAGUGCUGUUAUGACCGGACAGGCGCCCAGGUCUUGACAGCAGAUUCAAUUGGUGGGAGCACUCCAGACAGAGCACAUGACUGGGGCUCGCCUCCAUAUAAGAAGCCCCCCAGAGUUCCUGGAGAAUCUCAUUGGGUCUAUGAUGUUCUCAGCUUCUACUACUGCUGCCUAUGGUCUGAUAACUGUCACUUCUACUUCAAACAUCGGCCCUCCACCGGCUGCAGGAAAUACCUGUCACCUAAACCAGCUGUGGUUUUUGGAGACCCCCAUUUCAUAACUUUCGAUGGUGUCAGUUACUCGUUCAAUGGCAAGGGAGAAUACAGUCUGGUGACUUCGAUGAGCAAGGAGCUGACAGUCCAGGGUAGAACGGAGCCAUUGACAUUAUUAAACGGAACCAAAGUGAAAGCAGCCAAGCUGUCAGCUGUUGCCAUGAGAGAGGGGUCAUCUGAUAUCAUUGAGGUGCGACUCGGCAGCAGUCAGGACUACCUUGAAGUGUUGCGGAAUCACAAAACCCUCUUUUUUACCGAGCAAAGCUGGAUGGACUUAAAAGGUGUGUUUGUGUUUUCUCCCAGCCAUAAAAAUGUGACUGUGAUGUUCCCCACUGGUGCUGGUGUGGAGGUGCGACUCAGGGAGGGAACAAUGAUGACAACUGUGCUCCUGCCAGAGCAGUUCAAUGGGUCCACUCUUGGGUUAUUAGGAAUAAUGAAUGGUCGUAUCGAAGACGAUCUUGUCGCCAGUGAUGGUCAGCCUGUAUCCAACCAAAGUAAUCCACAGGAGCUGUUCAGAUUUGGUGGAAGCUGGGCUAUAUCCAAUGAGUCUUCGUUGUUCACAUAUGACUCAGAAUAUCUUUUGGACACAUAUUUGCAUGCUCCAAAACAUGAUCCCGAUUUUGUUCCAGUAUUUUCUGUCCCUGAUAAUCCAGAUGACCCCCUGGCCAACCAGGCCUCUGUGAUAUGCUCUGGAGAGGGCUCUCUUUUUUGUAGGUAUGAUAUCCUUGUGGGUCGUAGCUCAAAGCUGGGAAAUGCAACUAGAGUGUCUUUUCAGAGUCAUGUUUCUCUUGUGGAGGAUCUAAAGCCAGUAGUGUCCUGUGGCUGGCUUUCACCGCCGCAGAAUGGAAAGAAGGAAGGAACCACGUAUCUACAAGGGGCGAUGGUGAGGCUGUCUUGUAAUGAUGGGUACAUCCUUCAAGGAUCAGAGGAGCGUAUGUGCCAGAAGAAUGGCCAGUGGUCAGGAAUAACCACCAGCUGUGAGGCUGCCGGUAAUGUCACAGGAAUUGUGGUCGGUUCAGUGAUUGGAGGUCUGACAUUGAUCAUAAUGAUAACAGCAAUCAUACUCCAUUCCAGAAAACAGAAAAGAAAAGCUACACAGCCUGAUGGAAAUGAAGCAGGUGAAGCCCUCUGAACUGGUGUUGUGCUCCGUGCUCAUCCAGCAGAGAAUGUUGGGUCAUAAACUGACCUGUCCAACAAAUGAUCCCCCUCUAUCUAGCUUCACUGUUGUA